Messenger RNA from Lactuca saligna, 673 nucleotides. The record is from the annotation of a GenBank genome assembly. NCBI's taxonomy places the organism in Eukaryota, Viridiplantae, Streptophyta, Magnoliopsida, Asterales, Asteraceae.
AUGCUCAUCCCUCUUUGGUAUAUUUCCUUGAAAAUACAAAUGGAAGGAUACCCUAAACUGAAUAAGGUGAUGAUCAAAGAAGCUUGUGAGAAGACAAGGCUUGAACUAAGGCUAUCUCCUCCAGGAGAUGGCCGUUACUCCAUUGGUACAACUCAUCCCACUAAUAGUUCAUCAAACACACUCAUGUUUAAAAGCUCGAGUAAAAGGGUUGCACAGCUGCCGACAGUUGUAGGAUGGCCGCCGGUGAGAUCAUCAAGAAAGAACAUUAUGACAUCUAGCUACUCCAUCAAGAUUAAUAUGGAUGGAGUUGUGAUCGGAAGAAAGGUUGACCUCAAAGCGUACGAUAAUUAUCAAAGUCUCUCCUCAGCUGUUGAUGAACUCUUCAGAGGACACUUGACAGCUCGAGGAGAUGCUUCUUCCAGUAUAACGAAUAAGCAAAAAGACGCAACAACAGUAGGAUUGCUGGAAGGAAACGGAGAGUUCACCCUAGUUUACGAGGAUAAUGAAGGAGAUAGAAUUCUUGUUGGCGAUGUUCCUUGGGACAUGUUUAUAUGUUCGGCAAAGAGGCUUCGUGUGUUGAAAACAAGUGAAUUGUCUGCUUUCCAUCUAUAGAAGGAUAGAUCACAAGUAAUCAACAAAACAUCAAUCUAUUAAUAUAUUAUUCAGUUUUGUC